AAUUGUUCCUAGUCUCAGCCCAUGGAAGACACGGACUGGGGAAACCAAACCACCAUCAUGGAAUUCAGUCUCCUGGGAUUCGGGGAUCUCCCUGACCUGCAAAUUCUUCUCUUCCUGCUGUUCCUAGUGAUCUACACCACAACUGUGGCUGGGAACACCCUCAUUGUCCUGCUUGUUGUGGCUGAUCAGCACCUGCACACCCCCAUGUACUUCUUUCUGGGGAAUUUGUCCUGCUUAGAGACCUGCUACACCUCCACCAUUCUGCCCAGGAUGCUGGCCAGUCUCCUGACUGGGGAUAAAACCAUCUCAGUCAGUGGCUGCCUCACACAACUGUACUUCUUUGGUGCUCUGGCAUCUACAGAAUGCUAUCUGCUAGCUGUGAUGUCUUAUGAUCGGUAUUUAGCAAUAUGUAAACCCUUGCAUUAUUCAUCUCUUAUGAAUAUCAGGUUUUGUCUCCAGUUGGCUGCUGGGUCAUGGUUAAAUGGGUGUUUAGCUAUUACCAUCUUCAUAUUAUGUGUGUCACAGUUCAUAUUCUGUGGUCCAAAUGAAAUUGACCAUUUCUAUUGUGAUCCCAUCCCACUGAUAAAACUCUCCUGCGGGGACACUCACCUGAUCAUAUUGGUGGAUUUCAUUCUAGCCUGUGUAUUCACCUUGCCUCCAUUUCUACUAACCCUGAUGUCCUAUGUGUGUAUCAUAGCCACCAUCCUGAGAAUCCCAUCCACCACAGGGAGGCAAAAGUCAUUUUCCACCUGCUCCUCCCACCUCAUUGUGGUGACAAUUUUCUAUGGGACACUAAUGAUUGUCUACAUGCUACCGAAAGUUGAUACACUAAGAGUCCUAAAUAAAGUGCUCUCGCUUUGCUACACAGUGCUGACUCCCCUGGUGAACCCCCUUAUCUACAGUCUGAGAAACAGAGAGGUCAGGGAAGCCUUGCACAAAGCGCUCAGUAAAUACAUAACUUUCACAAAGAACAUAGAGAAUCCUAGAUAA
Molecule: messenger RNA, 990 nt
Organism: Malaclemys terrapin pileata
Lineage: Eukaryota; Metazoa; Chordata; Testudines; Emydidae
Product: olfactory receptor 6N1-like
Exons: 1
Coding region: 22-990 (322 amino acids)
Biological process (GO): G protein-coupled receptor signaling pathway
Cellular component (GO): membrane
Molecular function (GO): G protein-coupled receptor activity; olfactory receptor activity
Source: RefSeq, a predicted model, not a curated record